This is a messenger RNA of Nematocida homosporus, 6801 nucleotides long. RefSeq lists its product as uncharacterized. Lineage: Eukaryota; Fungi; Microsporidia. Bases 1 to 6801 code for a protein of 2266 amino acids. The record is from RefSeq and is a predicted model, not a curated record. Gene Ontology annotation, cellular component: extrinsic component of membrane. Gene Ontology annotation, biological process: protein retention in Golgi apparatus; protein targeting to vacuole. The transcript has a single exon.
AUGAUUAAUAAACAGUGUUGUGGAAUUAGCAUAUAUAAAACCCUCAAAAUUUGCAAGUCUUUUGUCAUGCAGUCUAUAAAGCGAUAUGUACUUAAGCGUCUAAAUUGUGUCUUAAGUGAAAGAAUUGAGCCGAUAGAAGAAAGUGAUGUAAUUUGUGACUUUCUACGCGGUGUUAUAAUAGUAGAGCGUAUGAGGGUUAAAAGUCAGAUAAUCGAAGAGAAAUUGGGUUUAAAAGUGAGAGAAAGUGAUGGUUUGUUGGUUAAAGGAGUUGUACUGAAUAUUCCUUGGUAUAUAUCUGGUGCAGCAAGUGAAGUACGUAUUGAGUCUUUAGAGAUAAGUUUAGAUGGUUCUUGUUGUUUAUGUGCUAGAUCUAAAGUGUGUUUUGCUUGUGGGACUGGACUGAGUCGGCCUGAGGAGUUAGAGAGUGGUGGGUUUAGUAUGGGGAUAGUUAGUUGGGUAUCUCGUAAGAUAGUAGAGAUCUUAACUGAGUAUUUGAUUUUUGAAGUAGGCGAGUGUAAGUUAAGUUUGCAAUUGGCAGAUAAGCACUGGCUGGUUAUGAACGGUUUGAAAGUAUCACGAGAUGGCGAGCGAAUCAGUUUGGAGUUAGCUGAUGGACAACUGGAUAUGUUUGGAGUUAAGAUGGAACGAAUAGCUGGUGGUUUGGUCAUGGCCGAUAAGAAAGUAGUUGCUACGGGAGAUUUACAACGGAUAUUAGUAGAUAUUGAUCGAGUGGCUGGCCAAGAUGUACUUAAACUUAUCAAUUUGAUCAAAAAUCAAAACAAAAACCAAACAAAGAUAAGUGAUGGAAUAGUGCAGGAUGAAGAUAUUUAUCUAACCCAAAGUAGUCAAGAUAGACGUGAUGAUCAAAAAGAACAACAACAAGAUAGUGAACAAGUACCUAAACUGUUUACUGAUCUUGAUAUUCGUUGUGAACCGGUAGUAGUGCAAGUAAGAGGUCUAGUGGGCUGGGAGGAGUAUGCUCUGGAAGUAGAGACUUCACGUGUUUACCGGGAUUCAGAUGAAUUUAAGAUAGUAACUAACUUAGCAUUGGUUGAACAAAAAGAAUGUGCAGAUAAGGAUUGUGAUGGCAGUACUAAGUAUAUUACUAAGGCCAGACUAGACGAGUGCCAAGUAGAUUUAGGCAGUUUCAAUGGUCCGCAUAAGAAUAUUAAUCUAGCUAUUGAUCUUAUUAAGUGCCAGUUAAAAUCAGCUGAUUUGAUAAGAGUGCAACAAAGUUUCAGUACUAUUCAAGCUAAACUAGCACCUCUUUGGUCAACCGAACAUUUAUCCGAUCCGAUUAAUGAAGAUACAGACUUAUCAGUAGAUACAAAUGAUAAGAAAUUAGUAGAUACGAGUGAUAAGAAAUCAGUAGAAGAAAGAAUUGAUAUUGUAGCGGCUGUUAAUCAACUAGAUGUUGCUUUAGAGAUGCCUAAUACCACUGCCCAUCUUAACCUUUCUUUAACAGUCAUGCAUAUUGAUAAGAAGAUAAACUUUGCUACUGAUGGCCAACUUACUGUGCUUCAAAAUGAGUCGCAAGAAAGAGCUAGUCUUAAAGGUAGUAUUUCUCUAGGAUAUUUAGAUACAAUCAAAGUUAAUGAUUUAAGUCUGGCCCUCUUAGAAAGUAUUCAACCUACAGUGACUGUUCUUCAUUCAGCUGUUAUUGAUACAAAAGAUCUUAUCUCACACCUAUUCCCCAAACAAAUUGAACAAUCUAAACAAUCUAAACAAUCUAAAUCAAAACAAUCUAUUAAUUCACCUUCUACAUCAAUAUCAGCUCAAUUGGAUAAGAUCAAAUUAUCAGUACUUAUGAAUGGCCACAAUCUCCAAGUCUUAUUAGAAAGAGUGCAAAUCACUUCCCUUGGCUUCUUAAUUCCUACUCUCUCAGCUACUUACUUGGCUAAACCUUUACUCACUCUUGGCCCUCUGACUUACCAAUCUCAAGCCUCGCCAAACCUUUCCCUUGCCAAUGCUGAUAUCUAUCCACCAGAUGACGAUACUAUUAUUGCUAUCUUAUACGAAAUUGAAGCAGCUCUACAAUCUAUUAGUACCUCUUCUGAUACUAAUACUUCCCCUUCAGAUACCAACACUUCUCCAUCCCAACCCUUUACUCUAGAUGUUCUUAAUUCCAAUGUCCAUCUCUACCAUCCUUUCUGCCAAGCUCUACUCCAUAUUGAACAACUUGUACUUGAGAAUACUACCCACUCCUUAGCCAUUCAGACUCUUAAAGCCACUGCUAUCAACCACCAAGAAGCACUUCUUAUCUCUAGCCAGAACUUUGUCUUUAAUAGCCAAGAUAGAACUCUUCAGGGCCACUUCUCGGCCUCUGGUAGCUUAACUUCUGAUCUUUAUGUCUUCUCUCUUAAUCGGGCUCUUUUCCUUCUGAUUGGCUACUGCAUUCUUACUGAGCAUGAAGAUGAAAAUACGCCUGAACUAUCCACUAAAGAUCCCAUGAAGAUUGCCUUAACUGCCUCUGGUCAAAUACUUCUUAAGGAAAGGAAUACGCCCUUGCUUAGUCUUAGUGCCCAGGCUGAAUUCACUAUGACUAAAACCACUAACUAUUUCGGGCAAGUCGUACUUAAAGAGAUUGAAGCCCAAGAUAAUGAUCAGUUGAUUUGUUCUAUUCCUAAUUUGCAAGUUGAGUUUGCCCGAACUAACCCAUUAACUAUGAUUUUAUCCGUUGAUAUUCCUGUUAUUACAGCUACUACGUUUAUUGCUCCUAUUUUGGAUUUACAAGCUGCUUUCCUGGGUAAAGACCAUCGGUAUGGCAUGCCUUGGGUAAGUUCUUAUUUGGAAGUCCGAGCUAAAGCCAGUACUAUCUCACUUGCUAAUGCAGAAGGUACUGAACUCCUUCUAACCGAUCUAGCUACUGUUAACAACUACCAUCGCUUAAAUCUCCAACUAAAUAUAGAUAAGGAACUAAUUACACCCCAGCCAGCUACUAUCACUAUUCGAUCUUCGGCCUAUGAUAAAAGUGAACUCACUAUCUCUCUUUCACCACUCGAACUAUCCCUCCAAACUGAACUCCAAUGCGAAAACCUACAACUCUUCCUAACCCAACUUCAUAAGGAGAAAAAGAGUCAGAAGUAUCCCCAACCACCCAAUGGUCUGCUUAAGAUUGAAUGUACAUCCGUGCAACUCAGUAUUCCUAAACCGCAACUUAAACUCGAACUCCAGCAGAUUGCCUUGGUGGUUGAUGAGAACAUUGAGUUCUUUGCCCUCGCCCGGGCCUACGGACUGAACCAGGAGACUUUAACCUAUGAAGUCUUAGUUGAGCAAUUCCCUAUUGAUCUGAACUUCCAGCCAAAUAUGCCCGUUUAUAAAGAUAAGACUGGAUUUGUUAGUUUGCCUUUUUCCGAUGCAGAUGAUGAUUCCUUACUUGUAUCUUUUGCGGCUAUUGCUGUUAAGGAAGUACUACGUUUACGUCUCAGUGCUAAAAUGAUCGAUGCACUUAAACUUUCCAAUCGUACUAUCAAACUGACCAAUUUAACCAACAAAACUCUUUAUAUCAACGAUUUAGAGCUUGUUUCUUUCUCAUCAACUACUAUCAAAGAUCAUACUCCUAUCUAUACAAAAAGCGGCCAACUUCUUUUCUCUAAGUAUCCACCUAAUACUACCCAGGCCAUUACUAAGCAAGGUAAGACUUUCCUGGCCACUAUCAAAGACGACUCAGCUGUUAUCCGGGGGGCCAGUAAUUUCAAAAAUAUCACCGAUUCUACUAUCUUGAUCCGAACGCAAAAAGACCAAAUGUUACUGAUGGCCUUUUCCGAGUGCAGUUAUAUCCAUGCCACUACUAAGUUUUCCAUUGAAAUUGAUAAGAGUAUCGAAGAGAAAACUUUCCAAAUUGAGUUUGAUCUUACUCAUACCCAAGAAACAAGUCAUCCUGAGAUUCAAGUUGUCGGCAAACAAAAAAUCGCACAUAUUCAAUCUUAUCUCAGUGUUAUUUGUUUAUUAGAAAAUGUCUCAGGCCAAAUGGUCUUGCACUAUCUUUUCUUCCAUGAGUUUAUUAUCACCAAUCUCACCAAUACCCCAGUUACUUUUGAAAUCAAAAUCAAUACGAAUAGUCAAAUUGAAAGAAUUACUGGUGUAGCUAAUCCUGGUGAUAAUAAGCAAAUGUCCGGUAUGUACCCUGCUGAUUCUCGUAAGGCCCGUUUACGUCUUAAUAAUAACACUGACAUUAACUUCCAUAAAGAUGAGUCACAAAAUCGCACUUCACUUACCAAAGGUAUUUAUGCCCUUAAAGAGAGAAAGAUUAUUCCCAUUCAAGGUCAUCUCAUUGAUAUCGGUAUUUUCCAAGCCAUUAUCUACCCCCAACUUAUUGCCAUCAACAAAACCGCCGAUGACCUUGCUAUUGCUUCCGGCAGUCGUAUCGUUCGUCUCCAACCCGAUACUCAAACUGAAAUCUACACUUCCAAAGACCGACACACUCUUAUCUACCACAAAAAAGAGAGUAGUGCCUUCAGCUCUAAAAUCCACUCCAAUACUAUCUUCCUCAGUAUUCGGGCUGAUUACAACUACAACUACCUCGUGAAUAUCCAUAAGGGAGAAGGAGGUAAAGAAAUGAUCAGGUACAUUGUAGUAGAGUACGCUAAUGUCAUUGAGAAUACGACCGGAAUCGACCUAACUAUCAUCACUGAUCGCGAGUUCUUCUGUGGCCACCAAACACUAGUGCCUAUUCAUUUUGCUAAGAAGAAGACUAAUGCCUGGAUUCGUCUUGGUACACCCCAAUCUCCACCUUCAUCUUUCAAAGAAGAUACUAGUUCCUGCAACUCUGAUUACAUCAUUGAACUCGAAGAUUCCACCACUGCUUCUUAUCUCCCUCUUGAUGGUCUCAAAAAACACCUCGUUAAACUGACCAAAGAUAAUAUUCCUAUUCUCCUAUCUAUCAAUGUGCACGUACGCAAUACCCAAAGAGUUAUCUCUAUUUCCAAAGAGACUAAAUGGCCCUAUCUCAUUCGUAACUUAACCGACUUCCCCAUGACUUUCUGCCAAAAAGGCCACCAUAAGACUUACCUUCUCCAAGCCGGCGACGAACUUCCCUACUACUGGGAUAGUUUUAAAGCUCUCCCGGCCUUUGACAUUCUCGUGGAUAAUACGUCUCUUCUAGUGGAAAACUUCACUGCCGUCUUAGCCGGUAAUUAUAAGGCCUUACUCAUUAGUGAGGGUGGAACGCGUAUCUUACAAGUAACUCAACUUACUCAGGACUCUCUUUCCGAAGCACCACCUACUAAUCAGGGUACUUUAAUCCAACUCCAACUCACUCGUAUUUCAGCUAGUUUACUUGAUAGACAUGAAUCUGAAUUCAGUUGUUUCCAUUUAUUUGAUAUUUCCCUUAAUCUGAUGAUCUCCCAAAAUGGCGUUGAAUUCCUAGCUAAAGUCGGCACCUUACAAAUGGACAACCAAGAAAAUCGAGCUAUCUACCCCGUACCCAUUCAUAUGCCCAGUCAGUCCGAUUCAGUCCUCCUGUCCGGUUGGCUAGUUAAUCCCAGUACGUGCCGCUAUCUUAGUCUUAUGAUCCUACCCAUUGCCAUUGAAGUGGAUGAAACGUACAUGAAGAAGGUUAUGGCCCAUUUCGUGCCGGUUGCUGAAGAGAUUGAAAACCCCAAGUACUUUAUUAGGUGCAGUCUUUGUGAGUCGCUUAAGUGUAAGUGCACUUAUGCCCCUCAGAUUCCUAAACAGUCCCAGUACAUCUCUUUAGGGUACGUCCGAGUUGAACCUAUUCGUAUCAAGUUCUCUUUCCGUCGAGCACCUCAGAAAUCAAUUGUUCCUCUUUCUUCAGUCUUCUGCAACCUUAAUAACAGCAAGAUUUCCCUGCCAGCUAUUCAACUGAAUGACGUACAUGCUAAGUACUCGGAAGUUCUGCAAAUUGUCGGUAAGACUUAUAAACGCGGGAUUAUCAAAAACAUUGUUUCUCUGGCUCUUUCCGUUGAUAUUGUAGGCAGUCCUGGGGAAUUGAUUGAUAAAUUAGGAGUUGGUGUUCAUGAUCUUAUCUCGGCUCCUUAUCGGGCCCUGGAUAAUCCAGCUCUACUUUCUAAACGACUACUUAGUGGGGGUAAAAGUCUAGCUAAGAAUGUUGUUUCGGGUGUCGCAGAUUUAGUAGGUAAUAUUACUGGUGGUAUUUCCCAAAAACUAGCCUCUAUCUCUAUGGAUGAAAACUUCAUUGAAAUGUCGAAUGAAACCAGUUGCAUUUACAUUGAUGAUGUAGAAAUGGGUUUACCCGUAUCUAAAACUCAUCUGUCUAAGGCCCGAGAAAAGUUCAUGGGUUCAGUAAUUAGUGGGUUUAGAGGUGUACUGCACAGUCCGAUUGAAGGCAGUAAAUCAAGUGGACUGAGUGGGAUGGUUCAAGGUCUAGGCAAAGGUAUUGUUGGGGCCGUACUUAAACCUAUUUCUGGAGCUAUGGGUUUAGCUCAAGGAGUUACUACUACUAUCUCGGGGGCCCUACAAGAAAGUAAGCCUUUACUGCGUAUUCAACUGCCACGAGCUCCUUUACUGGGCCAACAACCAACUGAGUACGAAACUUGCCGGAAUAUCUACUACCGGGCUUAUACUUGUUUAAUUACUGGCGAUCUUAAGAAAGCAGAGACUUACAUUACUGGUGGUACUUGUCUUAACAACUAUCAAGGCUGGGAAGCUAUUAUUACUACCAAGCGCGUAAUCUUUUAUAACAAAUCGGAAUUCUUUGAAAUGCCUGGAGAACCUACAGUUCAGGCCGCUGAUAAAAAUACGCUCUUAACCAUUAAUCGAGUUUCGGUCGAGUUGGAAGGAUCAAGAAUCCUGAAAGACUUCAGUCGAAUGCAACAAUAA